Phanerochaete carnosa HHB-10118-sp is the source of this 2472-nucleotide messenger RNA. RefSeq lists its product as uncharacterized. The record is from RefSeq and is a predicted model, not a curated record. NCBI's taxonomy places the organism in Eukaryota, Fungi, Basidiomycota, Agaricomycetes, Polyporales, Phanerochaetaceae. The coding region runs from base 970 to 2178 and encodes 402 amino acids. The transcript has 3 exons.
UCUAGACGACGAUAGCGACGACACGCACGACAUUUCAUCUAGAUUUCAGUAACGACAUAUAGUACGAUGCCCUCUAUUCUUUCCAACCUUCGUCGUUCUCGUGAACGCUCUCGCAAGACAUCAAGCCUGACCUCGCCAUCCAAAGCGAAACCUCUGGACAUUCUACCUGGCGUGACCGAGAUAUCAGAACAAGAGGAAAAUGAACAGCUUUCCUCCGCCCCGUCUUCCGUAAUCCACCUAUCGCAUCGCCCCAAGCCGCAAACUCAUCUAUCUCUGCAAAUCCCCCAAGCUGACCUGUUAGCGAAGAAGCGCGAUUCACGCCGCGUCGUUCUUACCGGCGUAGAAGGCUUGACAUUUGACGACUUGUUCCCUCUGCAAGCGCCACGCCCUGCGCCGUCCCCGCCCAACGUUCGUCCCACCACGGCCGCGCCUGCGCACGUCGAGUCGCCGCUCGAGACCAUCAGCUUGCGCUUCUCAAGCCUCAAACUCCCUUUCACUAGAGCGCCGACAACACCCGAGUCAGUUCGGAGUCCGCGCAGCUCCUCGCCUACUCCGUCUUGCGCAAGCAACACUUCCGUCAGUACUGUCUCGUCUGCUGCCUCCACGUCGUCAACUCGCGCGAAGGUACUCACGCCGCCAACAUCAGACGACGAGUGCCAUGAGUCCCUUGCUUCCCGCCUGGCACGCGCACCAACAGUCAAGUCGCAUCGCGGUACGAUUGGAUACGUCCCUGGCGCACCUAAGCAGAGAAGUGCGAGUGAGAAAAGUUUCGUAGAUCUUGGGCUAGAUGAGGAUGAGCUUGAUGAUGAACCGGAGGAUGCAUCCUGGUUUGCUCGGGACAUCAGCGACUCGUUCGUUCUUUCGUCACCAGAGAACGAGCCGUGUACUCUGGCGAAGACACCGGUAGCUUCCAUUCCGAGAGUCAGUGGGAAGAGCAGAUUCAGUAAACCAUUGCCCGCGGCACCCAGGAUGUCAGUUCAGUCUAUCAACAAUGCAUGCCCAAGUGCACAGCUGGACCCGGCCUUCCCAACAAAGCGCAGGUCGUACAUUCCGAAUCGGCCGCCGCCGCCGCCGCCCAUUCGCAUCGUCGACAUCGACUGCGGCACCAACAUUUUCAUCGCACCUCCAACCCCAGAAGAGCCGUCGAAAGGUUCGCCCACGAUGGAAGAGAAGACUGAGGAGUUGCUGACACUACUUGCAAACGCGGCUUUAACUACUACUUCAUUGGCUGCCCCUUCUGGCCCCUCACGGCUCUCAUGCAUCUCAAACCUAGUCGUGCCGACCACCGUGACCCCGCACAGCUGUGACUUUAUCGUCCCGACCCCGACAGUUAUACGUCCGCUGCCACGCUUCGUGCCAGCCGACAUCUCAGAGCUUUCGGACCCUGAGGCAGGCAGCCCUGCGUCAGCCGACUUCUUCGUGGCGGACUCCGACGAACUCGACUUAGGCGCGCUCGAACUCGAGUGGAUGCCCGACUCUGACGACGACGAAAGUCUGCCCUCGACCCCCCGCAGCACCGACAGCCGCAGCUUAUACUCACAAGCGUCCAUGUCCCGCGUCGCCGCCCUCAAUGAGCUGUCGCUCGAUGCUAUCCCACUCGAGCCUGCCACUCCUGCAGGGUCGUUCCUUUUCAUUGGCAACGACGACGACGAGUUUCUCGGUAUGGCGAUUCCCGACAGCCCAUCUGUUCGCCCGCACGACGAUAUGUUCUUCCCCGUGCAGUCAGAGAAGGUCCUUCGCUCGCGCUGGAGCUCGUCGACGCUCGCCGAGUCGUUCGCGGAUCACCGCAGUAGCGGCUGGCGGGGCCGCUUCAUCUUCGGCGCAAGCAAGAAGCCACAGUCGCCGACCAAGACGGGCUUUAUACUCAAGUCGCCGACGAUGCCGAGUUUCAACAUCUCGAAGCCCACGUUCGCGACACCGACGAAGAAGGGCACGCCGAGCGCGCCGAGCCCCGCGGUGUCUGCCUCCCCAACGAAACGGUCCGGUGCCCCGAACACGCCCAGGUCGUCCCCGGCGAAGUCGUCACGAGGGUCCCCCGUGCGCACUCUCGCGCGUCGGGACAGCAACGCCAGCCUCUGCUCGUCAGAUUCGGGCGAGUCGGUUUGCAGCGCCUCGUCCUCGACGUCCAACGGGCUGAGGCGGAAGCCGAUCCCCAUCGAAAUCUUCAUGAGGGCGUGAAGUCUUCGUUCUCUUCAUAUCUCUUCUCAUGAAUCAGUCUUGCACAUAUGCUAGCUGCGAUCUAAUGUACACUUCGCUUUUAUCCCUGGACACCGUAUUGGGCGGACGUCUUCACCCUCUUUCUUGUAUUGGCACUUUCACACAUCUCUCUUGGCCCAACGAACUAUUUGUAGCUUUAUACAUACCUCAUCACUGUCUUGCGUCAAUCUCAUAUAGAGCGUCUUACUCUACUGUAGCAUCAUUCUUCUGUCUAUGUUGUACUUCAUGUUAUCAAUGAUAUGAUUCUCAGCAUGC